GGAAGUUUAUUGCCACGGAACGGAAUAUCAACCAUCUUCUGGUAACAUCAAGUUACCAAGAUUAUUAACAUGUUGUACCUUUUGUUGCGUGAAACUCAAAACCAACCAUAACACUGAUUAGAUAUAUACUGAUAGUUAAACGGAACGUUAUUUUACUUACGUUGGUUUCGUAAUAUAGCAUUGUCAGAGCUUCUUCAGUUCAGUCGGAGUUAGCUGUGCAGCUAACUCUAAUGCUCGGCGGCUGGAAAUGUUUAAAGCAAAAGUUCUCUUUAUUGGUCCCAAUGAGAGUGGGAAAACGGUUCUUGCAAAUUUUCUCUCAGACACAGCAGAUGUUGGAGGUGAAUACAGACCGACACAAGGAGUAAGGAUACUGGAAUUUGAAUCACAAGCUGAAGGCAGUCACGACAAUGACAAAUGUGAUGUUGAACUUUGGGACUGUUCAGGAGAUUUUAAAUUGGAGGCAUGCUGGCCUGCAAUAAUAAAGGACUCCAGCGGUGUGGUGAUCAUUUUUAAUCCUAAUGUCCCAAGUCACCUAAAGGAAAUAGAGACGUGGUACUCGAUGUUCAUCUCCUCUCAGAGCUUGCAGGAAAGCCAGUGUUUACUCAUUGCUCACCACAAGCCCGGCAGCGCGGUGGAAGAUGGACGGCUCCCUUUAGCCUCACAUUUAGGCCGACUGCCGCUUAUCCACUCCAACCUGGAGGAGGAGCCAGAGGAUGUGAAGCAAGCUUUCUGCAAAUACUUAGGAAGUGUUGUGAAAACAAUGUCGGAGAGUCGAGAACGAGAGGAGAUGUCCAUCAUUACAUAGCAGCAAAAUCAUAAAAUAUGCAGCUUGAUUAAAUAUUUAGUUGAAUCUGCAAUCUUUGUUAAAGUGUAAGAUAUACAAACAAUUUAAAUUAUUUAAAUUUAAAUAAUAUAUCUUGGCUGUCAGGAAAUGGCAUGAAAUCGUCCACAACACCAUGUAAAUACUUUCCUACAGUUAGUUGAUUUUGUCCAUUCUGUUGACUUAUUUGUUGUGUUUUGUGAGUAAAUAAAUGUGUCAAUACAU
Messenger RNA from Trematomus bernacchii (emerald rockcod), 1045 nucleotides. RefSeq names its product intraflagellar transport 22 homolog (Chlamydomonas) (gene ift22). NCBI's taxonomy places the organism in Eukaryota, Metazoa, Chordata, Actinopteri, Perciformes, Nototheniidae. Gene Ontology annotation, biological process: intracellular protein transport. The transcript is spliced from 5 exons. Gene Ontology annotation, molecular function: GTPase activity. Gene Ontology annotation, cellular component: endomembrane system. The record is from RefSeq and is a predicted model, not a curated record. The coding region runs from base 248 to 805 and encodes 185 amino acids.